[Torrubiella] hemipterigena is the source of this 930-nucleotide messenger RNA. NCBI's taxonomy places the organism in Eukaryota, Fungi, Ascomycota, Sordariomycetes, Hypocreales, Clavicipitaceae. The record is from the annotation of a GenBank genome assembly.
AUGAACUUUUGCCCAUUCGCCGCCUGCUCUACAUCCGCAUCGGUAGAGAGCAUACAUACCUCGAGCGAAAUACUAGUCGCUGUUCCAAAUGCACUUAUUUCGGAAUCUGUGGACAUUUUCCACUUGCCCAGCCAGCGCAGAGUGCACACCGUGAACUCGGUACAUCAAAACGGCAUGGCGAUGAACCUUUCGCUGUUCUACAAAGACAGCAAACUUGUUCUUGUGGCUGGGUUUGAAAACGGCUGCACGUCCGUUCAUGUGCUGAACGAGGCGGAGCAAGCAUGGACCAUGACUUACCGAAACCAGACACAUUCGCAGCCGAUACUCUCCCUGGAUAUUCAGAUUGACUAUGAAUUUUACAUUGCAUCCUCGGCAGAUGCCUACAUAAGCAAACAUCCUAUCCCACUCACACCACAGACGGUGCUCUCCACGAAGGGCGAGGCUUUGACUUCGCCACAAAUUGGCCCGCUCCCAGCCGGCAGCUCAACAGAGCCUGCAGACACGUUUGCGCAAAUUUCCGCAAGUGACAAAAAUACGCAUACGUUUUCUCAAAAGGCUUGGGACGAGCCGAUCAGGGUGGUAAAUACUAGACACUCUGGCCAACAGAGCUUAGCUGUUCGGUCAGAUGGCAAGAUCUUUACUACAGCUGGCUGGGAUUCCAAUAUUCGAGUAUAUUCAUGCAAAACUGUAAAAGAGCUAGCUGUCUUGCAAUGGCACACUGUCGGUGUGUAUGCCGUCUCGUUUGCUGAGAUUCUCCCCGUACCAAAUGAACCAACAGCCGGUGAGACUUCUACGGACUCGGGCGAGAUAGUACGAGGUGGGCAAGAGCACUCGAGUGUCAGGGAGCGACGCCUGCAAAGGGUCAAGAAAGCACAUUGGCUUGCAGCCGGAGCGAAAGACGGAAAAGUUACCCUUUGGGAUAUAUACUAA